AUGAACUGCUCAAAUGAUCGCAGAAACGUAUUGUUAUCUAGUUGGCUGUACACUCGCGAGUAUCAAAUUCACGCAACCGCUGCGGAUUUACAAUGUUAUUGGAGCCCCAGACAUUUGGCCAAGGCGUUGCUAACAUCCACUGGCCAACUGGAAUUGUUACACCGAGAUAGAAUGCACCACAAGCUGAAAGGUGACAACGGUCAGGAUGAUCAAGCCUGCUUCCACAUCUGCGGUCUACAACGACUCGACUCCAGAAGUUUCAUGCUGAACCUCACCGAUUCUGGAGGCAAGCAAAAUUCCAACCGCAACCUGCAAUGUUUCCACCCUUAUGUUUCUGUGACGAAUAAGUGGGUGGAGAGUAUUCAACAGGCGCUGGGUAUAAAAAGACCCCGCGGCCCACCAAGCAUAUUUGAGAAGUCCUUCUCUCUACUUGUUCAAUUGGCUGGUAGCAAAAUUACAGACGCCUUUCCUCCCGGCCAACAAUUUCAACUUGCCUCUGGGGACAGUGAAAUCGCCAAGAUGACUAUCAGACCAAGAGCGAUCACAUUUGAGUUUGGUUCAAACGAAAACAAAUUUAUCAUACUUCGAAUGAAAUGGGUUACAGUGUUCAGAAAUGACGAAACAAAAUCUGAUCUACUACACAAUAUGAUAGCGUUGCAACAUAAGGAUGGAUUUUACAUAUGCGUUGCCAGGGACUCCGUUCAACGUUCCAUCGCAUGCUCCCUGAUAACCUUGUGGUCACGGUGCCUCCAGAUAUCAUCACACCAAUCUUUGAAAAGAAAUGGCCGAAGAUAUAUACAGGGCCAUUUGUGGAUCGGUCUCAGUCCUCUGGAGCUGCAGCGUACAUGGUGUGCUCCUCUGUUGCUUCAUGAUAGUUUAUACAAAAACGUUUCGAUUCGUGACUCUGCGAUCGAGACACAACCUGGAUCCUAA
Messenger RNA from Dicrocoelium dendriticum, 933 nucleotides. NCBI's taxonomy places the organism in Eukaryota, Metazoa, Platyhelminthes, Trematoda, Plagiorchiida, Dicrocoeliidae. The record is from the annotation of a GenBank genome assembly.